This is a messenger RNA of Monomorium pharaonis (pharaoh ant), 1040 nucleotides long. RefSeq lists its product as uncharacterized. The record is from RefSeq and is a predicted model, not a curated record. NCBI's taxonomy places the organism in Eukaryota, Metazoa, Arthropoda, Insecta, Hymenoptera, Formicidae. The transcript is spliced from 3 exons. Bases 75 to 1025 code for a protein of 316 amino acids.
GCCGUGGUAUCAACGCAGCGUACGUGAGUGGGCGCCCGUAUCGAUAGGAUCGGCAUCAGCCGAUACCUACUAAUAUGGUCGAUGAAUAUGCGGAAUAUAGAUGUGCCGCAUGUAAGAAGGAAAUAAAAAGUCAGGUCGUAACAUGUAAGUCAUGUGUCAAACUUUUUUUCCAUUCAGGAUGUGCAAGUAAACAUGAGGUGUAUGACAGAAAUCGAGAAUAUGUGUCUUGUCCUGGCCCAUAUGAGAAGUUCACAGUAGACAGUGAAAAAGAUAUAGAUGUGAAAAAAACACCAAUACAGACGGGAAGCAGAAGAGAAAGACCAAGUUCUACAGGAUCGACAGGAAGUGGCGGAAGCAGAGCGAUAGGAGUCAACGUGGGCAUGGAUACGAAAAUUGAUUGGCUAAUAAGAACUAUGAGAGAGAUGAAAGAUGAAAUGGCAUGUAAACGAGAAAUAAAAAUGCUUAUAAAGGAAACAGUGCAAGAGGAAAUAAAAGCUAUUAAACAAGAAAUUAAAGACCUACGAAAAAUAAUACGAGGAGGAAUGCAGGCGUCAGCGGAAAAUGUGCGCGGCAGUUACAUUGAGGCAACGAAGAAAAAGAAGGAAAACAUCAUAAUCAUCAAACCGAAGACUCAGCAAGAAAGUGAGACCACUAAAAAAAUAAUAAAAGAAAAGGUUGAUAUUAAGAAUAUGCCAAUGGGGAUAACAAAGGUACGAAAAGGAAGAGAAGGAACAGUAAUUCUAGGAUGUGAGACCGGAGAAGAAAUAGAUAAAUUAAAAGAUGUAGUACAGUCUAAACUAGGUGACAAUUAUAAUGUUACAGAAUCACUACAAAAGAAGCCGAAAAUAAAAAUUGUUAAUAUUAGCGAGGAAGAAAUAGAGUUGGAUGACGAUGAGCUAAUAGAUACAAUAAAGAAACAGAAUAGUAUUGGUGAAUCUCGUAUAAGCAUAGUUAAGAAAUCCCGAAAAGAAAAAAUAUGGAUGAUAGUCAAUCUAGAAGGAAAGGAAAAGAAGGUAGAUCUUUAAUAAUUGAAGUAGAUG